AUGCCACGAAGUUUCAGAAUCCCAGUUCAUCAGAUUUAUCACUUGCUUUUGCUCAGUUGCUCUGGCGAUGAUUUCAAGAGAGAGGCUCAUGGAUUUUUCAGAAACUCAAGGUUUUGUGUGCACAAAACUUCUUUUACACCCAGUUCAGUGUUUAAGCUUAUUCUUGUUAAUGGCACAUCAGUGUACUUUGAGCCCCUUGUAAAAAGUAAGCAGAAACAACUUCCUUUCCUGUCCUCUGAGGUUUCCCGAGUUGAUGCUAUAAGAUCCUCAAAAAGAAGUGAAUUGGCCUGUCAAGUUUCCAAUUCAAGCAAGAAAUUGGGAUCUUUAAGGAAAAUGAAAACUAUGGCCUGUGAUUCAACUCAGGCACUCUUGAGGGUGUUCAUGUAUGAGUUGCCUCCUGAAUUUCACUUUGGGCUUUUGGGUUGGAAGGGAAAGGAGAAUCAAACAUGGCCAAAUGUCAGUAUCCCAAGUCGCAUCCCACCUUACCCAGGUGGCCUGAAUUUACAGCACAGUAUCGAAUACUGGCUCACCCUUGAUCUUCUGUCCUCAAAUAUCCCAACUGUGGUCAGACCUUGCACGGUAGUUAGGGUGCACAAUUCAAGCGAAGCAGAUGUUAUUUUUGUGCCAUUCUUCUCAUCUUUGAGUUACAACAGGCAUUCUAAGCUCCAUGGAAAGGAGAAAGUCAGUGUCAACAAGAUGUUGCAGAACAAAUUGGUGCAGUUUUUGAAAGGUCGGGAUGAAUGGAAAAGAAAGGGUGGGAAGGAUCAUUUGAUAGUUGCUCACCAUCCGAAUAGCAUGUUGGAUGCAAGAAGGAAAUUGGGCUCUGCCAUGUUUGUGCUUGCAGAUUUUGGAAGAUACCCAGCUGAAAUAGCAAAUCUUGAGAAGGAUGUAAUUGCUCCUUACAGACAUGUGGUGAUGACUGUUGACAGCAGCAAAUCAGCCUCAUUUGAGGAACGUCCUAUACUAUUAUAUUUCCGAGGAGCCAUAUACAGAAAAGAUGGAGGAGUAAUUCGCCAGGAAUUGUAUUAUAUUCUCAAAGAUGAGAAAGAUGUACACUUCACUUUUGGUAGUGUUCAAGGAAAUGGUAUUAACAAGGCAAGCCAAGGAAUGGCCUCAUCAAAAUUUUGCCUCAAUAUUGCUGGUGAUACCCCUUCCUCAAAUCGCCUAUUUGAUGCUAUUGCUAGUCAUUGUGUCCCUGUGAUUAUUAGUGAUGAGAUUGAGCUACCAUUUGAAGAGGUCUUAGACUACUCAGAGUUUUGCAUAUUUGUUCACGCGUCUGAUGCUGUUAAGAAGGGUUACCUACUGAAUCUUCUUCAAGGAAUCAAGCAAGACAAGUGGACCAAAAUGUGGGAAAGGUUGAAGGAAAUUGUACAUCAAUUCGAAUAUCAGUAUCCAUCCCAGCCUGGUGAUGCCGUUGAUAUGAUUUGGCAAGCAGUUUCUCAUAAAAUAUCCUCUAUACAAUUUAAAUUUCACAGAAAGAAGAGAUAUGACAGGUCAACUUCUGGUAUAAUAACGAAAUAA
Prunus armeniaca (apricot) is the source of this 1521-nucleotide messenger RNA. The record is from the annotation of a GenBank genome assembly. NCBI's taxonomy places the organism in Eukaryota, Viridiplantae, Streptophyta, Magnoliopsida, Rosales, Rosaceae.